ACCACUCAUAUCUAAUUCACGAAAAACGACGACGGAUGGCAGUGCUCGUCCUCAUUGCCCGAGUCUGAGAAAAUUAAUUGCAUUUGUGAGGCAGAGGAGGGAGAGAGAGUGAGAGGGGAGAGAGAGAGAGAGAUGAGUGCAGUAUCGCACCUGGCGAGGAGGGCAGCACAGAAGGAGAGAGUGAGGAUCCUGUACAGGAGAGCCCUCAAAGACACUCUCAAUUGGGCCGUUCAUCGUCAUCUCUUCUACCAAGAUGCAUCGGAGCUCCGCGAGAGGUUUGAGGCCAACAAAAACGUGGAAAAUCUUGAGGCAAUUGAUAGAUUGAUAGCUGAUGGUGAAGCAAGCCAUAACAAGUGGAGGCACCCUGAUCCUUACAUUGUUCCAUGGGCUCCUGGUGGCUCCAAGUUCACCCGAAAUCCAACGCCGCCUGCUGGGGAGUUGGCUUACAUUUUAUAUCAAUCGGCAACUGUAUGUAUAUCCACAGGAACAACAGCAGCGAACCAAAUUGUUACAGAGAAAGACUUCAUUUUCUUAAUCAUGAUUGAGAUAAUAUAUAACUACGGCCUGGAAGAUCAUAUCGAAUGAUCCCUCUUCUUCCAAGACAAUAAAUAAAGAUCAAGGUACAAGAUGGCAGGGGAGAAUACUUGGGUCGUCUUGUUUGUGUCAUUCUAGUUGAAGUUAGAUUGUUUGCUUUGAACAUUUUGAGAAUCUCAGUUGUUGCUGAAUUUGGUUAUUUUCUUUGAAUUGAUAAUCUGACUGAAGAAGUGUUUGCAUGACUUCAAACAGAACUGAUCGAAUCACACUUGCAACCAUCCUUUCCAAUUUAUUUGCCUUGCCCUCGUAAA
This is a messenger RNA of Camellia sinensis, 845 nucleotides long. Lineage: Eukaryota; Viridiplantae; Streptophyta; Magnoliopsida; Ericales; Theaceae. The record is from RefSeq and is a predicted model, not a curated record.